GCACGUCGGCGGUCUUCCUCUUCUCUGACAAUUAUCUUUCUUUGCUCGGCUAUCAAAAGACGCCCUUUUCGAAAGGCGCCAAAUGCGGAUAUGACUGAGCAAGCUGCAACUACUGUCGCUAUCUUCACCUCUACCUGAAAUGCAUCAGCGUAGGCAUAGCGGACAGCUGACCACUGUGCACGAGUGAGAUGUGUGUUAGAGCCGCCAAUUGUUGCUUGCUCAUGGGCCGUAAGAACGCCCGAAAGAUACUUUGAGCUUUUCUCGUUCAGCAAGGCCGAUGAUGCUGCGAUGCCCAAGCUACCACCCAAAAGCCGAACUUGAGAGAGAAUGCCCUGUGCGGGAGCUGAUGAUUUAUUGUUAGCGAUAGUCUUCUUCCACGACCCAAGCUGUAAUGCAUACCAUAGUCCCUAAUGGGUACCUCCACCGUCGAUAGCAUUGUCGAAGACGCGACGGUUAAGCCAAAGCCAAGACCACAAAAUGUCAUGUAACCAAGAAUUUUUGCAUCAUUGGGCUCAUGUGACAGCGACGUGAGCAAUCCGCAGCCGAUUGUCAUCACACUCGAGCCAAGUACCAAUGACUCAAAGGUGUAGUUCUUGGUGGCGUUUAUUUUGCCUGCUAAGAGGCUGCCAAUGGCGGCGGUCCCCAACAUGGGAAGCAACAUGACUCCCGAGAUGAGAGUAGACUUGCCACUAACAACUUGGAAGCGUAGGGGGAUGGCAUAGAUUAGCAACAAGUAAGGAAAGCCGUUGAGGAGGGUGUUGGCAACGGCGGUAGAGUAUAUCCUAUUGCGAAAGAUGUUGAUUGGGAAUGCGGGAGCAAACCGAUCGUGCCACCGACACUGAAUGAAGAUCUGCCACGCAAUGAGUAGACCGCAAGCAAACAGGCCACAAAUCAGGGGUGCAACGAAAAUGGAAGUUUUCCAUCCAUCGUUAGAUCUUUCUGUGCCAGCAUUCUGAAACGAGAAAACGACCAAAACUGCAGAAGCAAUAACAAGGAGGGAUCCAAGAAAAUCAAGUUCUUUCCAAGCACGUCGCUCUUUUGAUGGUAGGUAUUCCGAUUUGGGCCAAGUCAAGAUAAAUAUGACCAGCGACACGAAACCAACAGGGCCGCUGCAAGUUGUUAGCUUCAUGAUAAAGCAUAUAUCUCAAGGAGGAGCAACACUUGAUCCAAAACACCCAUCUCCAUGAAGCAUAGUGUGUCAAGAUACCACCCAGGACAGGACCAAGGACACCUGACAUGCAUGAUCAUCGUGAGCGAGUACAAUCCUGACUCUGUUAACGACCUGGCGAACAAGACGGUUCAGUAGAGUAUACCUGAACCUCCGAUGCCCUGCAGAGCACGAAAGGCGAUGAGUUGGUUAAUACUCUGUGCAAAACCACAGGCAAGAGAAAAUAUGAAGAAGAUUAUAUAAGAUGCGAUAAAGGCAUCCCGACGUCCAACAAUGUCGGAUAUACGAGCGAAGACGAUGGCGCAUCCGAGAUAUGCAAGAGUGUAUGCCAGAGCAACCCAGUUGACGUCCUCGAGGACCUCAAAGUCGACGCCGAUACUGUGUAGACUUGUUGCGACGAUAGAGGUGUCGGUCAUAGAAAGGAACAGGCCUAGAAGGACUCUUGGAGUAUGUGUUAGCAGCAGGUCAUCACAAGAGAUGAUGGGACAUACCCAACACAGAGGCCCCAGAAACGAGCACGGGGGAUACCAGGGACUUCGAUUUCGUCGAAGCCUGAAGCGGGAAGUGAUGAGUCUGUUUGGGAGCCAGAGAUGGCUUCUGGGUUGCCAUGGUCCUGGGCGCAUGUAUCCAUAUCUUUUACUCCUGCAUCCAUGAUGAGUAUGUGAAAGGGGAUGAGAAAGGCGACAAGAUCCCUCUGAUAUAUUCCAAGAAGAUUACAAGGAAGACGUUGAAAUGAAGGAAGGCAGUUAGUCGACUGUUGGAUUUAGGUAGUUUUGAUCCUGAUGGAAGCCCAAAAAUGUGGAGGAAAUUGUUGCAGUCCGAGCAGGUUUGGCUGAAUCACUGGCGCGUGGGGACUCUCGAUCACCACCUCAAACAAUAAGUAGCAAGUACGGGUAAUGAACAGGUCUUUUUUUAAUGCUUCGUUUGUCUCGACCAGUCAUGAUAUUUUGGUUCUACUAAAACGAGGUGUUGAGGAGUUUCCGUCCCUUAUAUGAUCAA
Molecule: messenger RNA, 2167 nt
Organism: Fusarium verticillioides 7600
Lineage: Eukaryota; Fungi; Ascomycota; Sordariomycetes; Hypocreales; Nectriaceae
Exons: 2
Coding region: 1442-1822 (126 amino acids)
Source: RefSeq, a predicted model, not a curated record